UCCUGUUGUUGACAUGUGUUUGUGUUUUUUGAGAAUUCUGUUUGGGUUUCUUACAGGAAAAAGUAGUAUAUUACCCUAAAAAAUGGGUAAAUUGAGUGUUGUUACACUUCGCUAUUUGUCGCGAGAAGAUUUUCGUGCGUUAACUGCAAUUGAAAUGGGAAUGAAGAAUCAUGAAUUGGUCCCAGGUCCUUUAGUUGCAUCUAUUGCAAACCUUAAACAUGGAGGUUGUCAUAAGCGAUUGAUGGAAUUGACAAGAGGUAGAUUAGCAGUUUAUGAAAGAGGAAGACGCUAUGAUGGUUAUCGACUAACCAAUCGUGGAUAUGAUUAUUUAGCUCUUAGAGCUUUAGCUUCAGCGGAUGUUAUUGCUUCAGUUGGAAAUCAAGUAGGGACUGGUAAAGAAUCAGAUAUAUUUAUUGUUGCUGAUAAAGAUGGAAAAGAAAUGAUUUUGAAAAUUCACAGACUAGGAAGAACUUCAUUCAGAAAAAUAAAAGAAAAAAGAGAUUACCACAAGCACAGAAAUAGUGCUUCUUGGUUAUAUUUAUCAAGACUAGCUGCAGUGAAAGAAUUUGCAUUUAUGGAUGCUUUGCACACCCGCGGUUUUCCUGUGCCAAAGCCCAUCGAUUUCAAUAGGCAUUGUGUUGUUAUGGAAGUCAUCAAAGGCUACCCUUUGUGUCAAGUUCAUUCUGUAAAAGAUGUCCCUUUGUUGUAUGAAGAACUGAUGAAUCUCAUUGUCAAGCUUGCCAACCAUGGACUUAUACAUAGUGAUUUUAAUGAGUUCAAUCUAAUACUUGAUGAAGAUGAUAACCCAACACUAAUUGAUUUUCCACAAAUGGUGUCCACAUCUCAUCCUAAUGCAGAAUGGUACUUCGAAAGAGACGUUAUGUGCAUUCGAGAGUUCUUCAAGAAAAGGUUUGACUAUGAAAGUGAAUUGUACCCUACAUUUAAAGACAUUGAACGAGAAGAUACUCUAGAUUUGGUUACAUCUGCUAGUGGAUUUGCAAAAGAAGUGCAACAAGAAUUAGAGGAGGCUGUUCGAUUAAUGACUGUAGAAAAGAAAUCUGAUGAAAGUGGAGAAUCUGAAGAUGACACUGACACAUCACCUAAUAAUGAUGCAGUAAAGGAGAAGGAAAAAAGUAAAUCCAUUUUGGAAAGAUACUUGAUAGAUUCAGUUCAGUCUAUUGACCUUGAAGAUGAAAAUGAUCAUUUUGAAACUGAGAAACAUUCUGUGACUGAAGAGAAAAUUGCAGUUAACUGUGAAUUAGCUUCAGCACAAGAGUAUAAUCAUUCUUUAGAAACAGAUGUCAAUUCGGAGCACAAUCCUGUGAAACAAAGUUCUUCAGUCAUUGGUAAAAAAAGUCUUGCACGAAGCAUCCGGUCUGUAACUACAAUACCUCCAGAAGAAGUAAAGCUUAGAUUGAAGAAAGAACAAAACAAAAAAGAAAGAAAAAUGGAUAGAAAGAGAAUAACCGUCAAAGGUGAGGCAAGUGCUGUGAAUCGUCAGCGUAGAGAUAAUAGUGAAAACAUUAAAGCAUACUGUUUUUUCAAUGAAUGGUGAAUAAAUAUUAUGAAAAUAAAAUUAUUUGUUAAAUGUUAAAAGAUUAUUUUAUUUGGACAUAAAUAACCAAAAUAUACAUAAAUAUUCAAGAUAAAUAAAAUUUACAUAAAUAUAAAUUUUUCAGUGUAAAUGGUAGCUAGUUAUAAGUUUAAAUAAGUAAAGUUAUUUUUCAAAAUAACAAGCUCUGGUGGAGCAGGAAAUUU
Messenger RNA from Uloborus diversus, 1758 nucleotides. It is a transcript of the gene RIOK2, whose product is annotated as serine/threonine-protein kinase RIO2-like. Gene Ontology annotation, cellular component: preribosome, small subunit precursor; nucleus; cytosol. Lineage: Eukaryota; Metazoa; Arthropoda; Arachnida; Araneae; Uloboridae. Bases 83 to 1555 code for a protein of 490 amino acids. The record is from RefSeq and is a predicted model, not a curated record. Gene Ontology annotation, biological process: maturation of SSU-rRNA; protein phosphorylation. Gene Ontology annotation, molecular function: protein serine/threonine kinase activity; ATP binding. The transcript has 10 exons.